Molecule: messenger RNA, 5221 nt
Organism: Effrenium voratum
Lineage: Eukaryota; Dinophyceae; Suessiales; Symbiodiniaceae
Source: the annotation of a GenBank genome assembly
AUGAGCCAAUCCUCGGCCCUGGUCAGAAGUUGCGCCGGCCGCCUUACCGGCAAAGGCGCGCCGGCUGGCCCGGCGGGCACCGGGAAGACCGAGACCACCAAGGAGCGAUGCCCGGACGACUUGGGGAAGGCGCUAGCGGUACCCGUGAUCGUCUUCAACUGCUCAGAUGGCCCGGCGCUCGAAAGUUACCCCGGGCCCAUUUGUGAGCGAGGGCGCGAGGCGGGCGCCUGGGCCUGCUUCGACGAGUUCAAUCGGAUCCAGGUGGAGGUGAUCGCACAGCAGAUGCUCACAGUGACCCACGCCAUCCGCGCACGCAAGGAGUCACGAAGAUCUGAGGAGACCUUCGAGUUCGUGGGCCGCGAGAUUCCGCUGAACCCCCGCUUCGGGGUCAGGAAGCCCAGCGCGCGGAACGCGAAGAUCUCGGUCCCGAAGCCGGAGCCGAGCCCGAAGCAAAGCCAGCGUCAGGUCUUCAUUACCAUGAACCCCGGCUAUGCCGGACGUGCUGAACUGCCGGUUCCAGACUACUGCCUCAUUGCAGAGAUCAUCCUCUACUCAGAGGGCUUCGGGGAAGCUACUGGCCUGGCGCGGAAGAUGGUGAACCUCUACAGCCUCUCCAGCGAGCAGCUGUCCAAGCAGGACCACUACGACUUCGGGAUGCGCGCCGUGAAGUCGGUGCUGGUCAUGGCGGGGCAGCUGAAGCGGAAGUUCCCGGAGCUCUCGGAGGCCGCUCGAGCGGCCGCGUCCUGGGACGUGACGCUGAUCCGUGCGCUGCGGGACUCCAACGUAAAGGUCCCCAAGUUCUUGUCCUUCGAUCUCCCGCUCUUCUUUGGCAUCAUCCGCCCCUCGGGAGAUUUGUAUCCUGAUGCAGAUGUGCCCUACGCCGGGGUGGACUACGGCAGCCUGCAGAAGGAGAUCGAGCACCAGCUCCGCAGCUCGAAGCUGCAGGCGGUGCCCGCCUUCGUGGGUAAGAUCAUCCAGCUGCUGGAGACGCAGCUUGUGCGUCACGGCGUCAUGGCCGGGGUGGUGGGCAAUACCUUCAUCGGCAAGUCCACGAAGAUCCAGGUCUUGGCCAAGGCUUUGACCAAGCUCCGGCAGGCCUUCUCCGUUUGGUUCCCUGACCACACCAAAAGCGACUACUCUUCUGCAAAGGAUAUGAAGUAUCUGAAGUGGAGCCCCCCGUUCAGCGCGUCCGCGCAGCUUGUGCUUCACGCAAAGCGCUCGCAGCUUGGAGGAAUGGAGACAGGGCUAUUCAAGUCCGACCAAUCGACCUCCCUAUGGUUUGACAUGAGCAACGGCCACAGUGUCAAUGUCAUUUGGCUUGAAACGUGGCAGGAGUACAUGUCCGCCAAAGGGUCCAAAUUAAGCACCAUACCCAUGGAGCCACCCACCAUGUUCCCUUAUGCCGCAUUUCAUUUCCUCUUAUCACAAAGUGGCUACCGCAAAUCCAUCCGCGCGGAUUUCAUUCGCAACUUGGCCCGGCCGCACCUCGCUCGCGAUGAGAUGCAAGCCGAGGCCUCCGGGUGGUUGCCACGCAGGCAGUCCUGCUCGACCAGAUCAGAGGAACGCGCGGACAAGCCGGACCUGAAAUCGGGCCGAGCCUUCAGAAAGGAGGUCUUGCCAGACGAGAGGCUGAGCUUUGGGAAGCACAAGGGCCUCACCUUCAAGGAGGCCCUGCUGAGGGACCCCUACUAUGCCAUUUGGUGUUCCGAGCAGCCGGAGGCGAACUUGGCGAUGCGCCGGUUCCUGAAGUAUGCGGAGGACCAGGGCAUUGUGCAGCCCGCGAAGCGCCAGAAGGUGGGACACGUUCCGGAGCAGGCGGCUGCUUUGGACAGCUUUGCCUUCGGAGAGGCUCAGCAACAGCAGCAGCCGCCGUUCAAUGCGCAGGCUCAGCAACAGCAGCAAUCCUUCCCGCAGCAAGGUUUGCAACAGCAGCAGCAGCCGCCGUUGAAUGGGCAGGCUGCGCACAACCAGCAGCAAUCAUUUCCGCAGCAAGGUUUGCAACAGCAGCAGCCGAUGUUCAAUGGGCAGGCUGCGCACAACCAGCAGCAAUCCUUCCCGCAGCAAGGUUUGCAACAGCAGCAGCAGCCGCCGUUGAAUGGGCAGGCUGCGCACAACCAGCAGCAAUCAUUUCCGCAGCAAGGUUUGCAACAGCAGCAGCCGAUGUUCAAUGGGCAGGCUGCGCACAACCAGCAGCAAUCAUUUCCGCAGCAAGGUUUGCAACAGCAGCAGCCGAUGUUCAAUGGGCAGGCUGCGCACAACCAGCAGCAAUCCUUCCCGCAGCAAGGUUUGCAACAGCAGCAGCAGCCGUUCAACGGGCAGGCUGCGCACAACCAGCAGCAAUCAUUCCCUCAGCACGGUUUGCAACAGCAGCAGCCGCCACUUAAUGGGCAGCACCAAUCAUUCCCGCAGCAAGCUCAGCAGCAGCAGCAGCCGGCGUUUAAUGCACAGUUUCCGCACAAUUGGCAGCAAGCUUUCCCACAGCAAGGUCUUCAGCAGCAGCAGCAGCAGCAGCAGCCGCAGCAUCAGCAGCAGCCGUUCAAUGGGCACAACCAGCAGCAAGGAUUCCCGCAGCAUGGUAUUCAGCAGCAACCGCCGUUCAAUGGGCAGGCUCCGCCCAACCAGCAGCAAGGAUUACCGCAGCAAAGUCUGCAACAGCAGCAGCCGCCAUUCAAUGCACAGUCUCCGCACAACCGGCAGCAAGCAUUCCUGCAGCAUGGUCAGAAGCAGCAGCAGCCACCGUUCAGUGCGCAGUCUCCGCAAUACCAGCGGCAAUCAGUCCCGCAUCAAGCUCAGCAACAGCAGCAGCCGCCGUUUAAUGGGCAGGCUCUGCCCAACCUGCAGCAAGCAUUCCCGCUGCAAGCUCAGCAACAGCUGCAGCCGCCGUUGAAUGCACAGUCCCCGCACAACCGGCAGCAAGCGAUUCCACCGCAAGGUCUUCAACAGCAGCCGCCAUUUCAAGAGCAGGCUCCACAUAACCAGCAAUCCGCUUUUCAAGGUCAGCAGUCGAUCUACAGCAAGCCUCAGCAAAACCAGUAUGCACAGCACGUGCAAUGUCAGCGCCAAUGCCCGCAAGCCCAGCAAAUGCAGGGCCCAGGCUCAAAGGCCGAACGUCCAACUUCGAGGAAGGAGAGAGCUUCCCCCGGAGCUGGAGCGGAUGCCCUGGCAGCCUUUGAUGGAUCCUUCGAGGUGGAGCUCGGGCGCGAGGACUUCUGCCUCCUCUCCUCCAAGAAGCUCCCGGCCAAGGCCUAUGCAGCCUUAAAGUCCUUGCCAGGUGCCAAGAACGAGUCGAAGAAGCUCAAGUUCCACAGCGGCAAGUACAGCCAGGUUUUGCAGCGGCUCAGGGAGCUCUGCGGAGCGCACAAGUUGCAGGCGCCGCCCAACUGGGUGUUGGCGACUUUGCCCAAGUUCCGCCAGCACGGGCGAGUUCAGAUCUCCAAGAAGGUGGCGCACGUGUUGCUGGCGGACUUCCAGGCGCCGCUUCUGCCGGCGGAUGCGCAGAGCCGCGAGGGGAGCAAGGUGCUGCCUUACCAAAGGGAAGCAGUGGACUUUGCACUGCGCCGGGGCGGGCGGGUGCUGCUGGGCGACGAGAUGGGCUUGGGGAAGACUGCACAGGCGCUGACUCUGGCAGCACAGUUUCCAUUGGACUUUCCAAUGCUCGUGGUGUGUCCCUCCUCCCUGCGGGGGAAUUGGCGGGAAGAAGCUGCCCGCUGGCUGCCGCACGACCUGCUGCCUGACCCGGAGCGCCACGUGCAGGUGGUCCGCAAGGGCGCUGAGGCGCUGCGGCCCGAGGCGCGGGUGGUGGUGGUGAGCUACGACCUCGUGGCGCAAAACGCGUGUUUCCGCCAGACCCCAAGGGGUGCGCCGUACCGCCUGGUGAUUUGCGACGAGGCCCACUACUUGAAGUCGCCGUCCUCCCAGCGGUCCCAGGCGCUGCGCCCCUUGCUGCAGAAGGCCCGGCGCGUGGCGCUGCUCACCGGCACCCCGGCCCUCGCGAAGGCGGCCGAGAUCUACGCGCUCUUGCACUGUUUGUUGCCCGGGCUGCUGCCCGAGUCGCACCGGGAGUUCUGCGAGAGAUACUGCAACGAGAAGAAGAUCCAGAUCGGGCGACGGCAAGUGCAGCAGUGGGAAGGCUCCCGACUGGAAGACGAGCUGCAUGCGGUGCUCGACAUGGUCAUGGUGCGGCGGUUCAAGACGCAGGUCUUGAGCCAGUUGCCGGCGAAGCGACGGCAGCGGGUGCUGCUCGACAAGCUGAGCAACGACCAAGGAGCUCUCAAAGAGCUACGGGAAAAGCUGAAGGACUGCAAAGGACAGGAAGAGCAAACCAUUCAGGCAGGCGGGGCCCCGGAGCUUUUCAGGCUCACGGGCCUGGCGAAGGCGCAGGCGGUGGCAGAGUACGUUCAGUACCUUGUGGAGGCGGAGUGCCGGUUUCUGCUCUUCGCGCACCACCAGGCGGUCAUGGACACGCUGCAGCAGACCCUCGAGAAGCUGAAGACGGGAUUUAUCCGGAUCGACGGCAAGACGCCGCCGCAGAAACGCGAGGAGCAAGUGCGCGACUUUCGGGAGCGGAAGGAUUUGCAGGUGGCGCUGCUGUCCAUCACCGCCUGCGGGCAGGGCCUCAACCUGCAGGUGUGCUCUACAGUGGUCUUUGCUGAGCUGCACUGGACGCCUGGCAUCCUGAUGCAGGCGGAAGAUCGAGCACAUCGCAUGGGCCAGAAGGAGUCAGUGAAUGUGCACUAUCUGAUUGCCAAGGACACGCUGGACGAGAGCAUGUACCAGAUGCUGGAGCGCAAGCAGCACGACGUGGGGCUCAUGUUGGACGGCCAAGCCUCUCGCCUCAACGCCGAGAAGGUGGGCUCCAAGGGCACUUUCUCCAAGUCGGCGCCGGAGCUUCCGGGUGACGCACUGGUGCCAGCUGAAGCUGGCGACUCGAUCCCGAUGCAGGCUCCAGCUGCGUCGACAGGAAAUGAGCAGCACUCACGGCCCUUGGUCUUCAAGCCCGCGAGAGAGGCUGAGGCCAUCGAGGUCGAUGAGCUUCCGGUCGUGGAGAGCCGGCCUGAGCCCAUCGACAUCGACUGAGCUGGGCUUGAGCGGCACACUGCCUCAAUAAUUUUCCCAGGGCUGGGCUGGGGAGUGCAGGGCUGCCGCUGAGCAUCCAGCGGCGCGGGAUGGAGGAAUCGGAUCGAGGCAAGGGAAACCCCUGCGAUUGUGCUGGGGAAACCAC